Messenger RNA from Schistosoma curassoni, 777 nucleotides. Lineage: Eukaryota; Metazoa; Platyhelminthes; Trematoda; Strigeidida; Schistosomatidae. The record is from the annotation of a GenBank genome assembly.
AUGUCAGUUUAUGUUACCAUUCCAUAUCCGACCGAAAAUCUGGAUGUAUUAUUUUGUCGGCUUGAAAAUUGUUAUGGAGUAUCUGCAGCAUUAUCUCAAGAUAAACUUAAAAUAUGCGGAACUGCAGAUAAACUGAAUGCAGCUCAAGAUUACGCACUGCGUUUUAUUAGUCCAGAAUCGGUUUCAAUUAGUACGAUUACUUCAAUGGAUUGUUUGGAAUUAUUCAAUAAUGAAUCGAACCCAUUGUCUUUAUUAACAAAUUCUUCUAAGAUAAAGUCAGAUAAAUCGUUACAACCUCGCUUAAGACCCAUUAUAAUUGACGGUAGUAAUGUGAGUUUCGCCCAUGGAAAACAAAAAGAAUUCAGUGUUCAGGGAAUUCGUCUAGCCUUAGAUUACUUCAAAAAACGUGGCCAUAAAGAUAUAGUUAUUGUAGUACCUAGACAUUAUCAAGGCAAAGGUGGCCGUUAUUUCGAUGAACUUGAGCAUUCUGGUAUGUUGACUUAUACACCAUCACGAACUUUGAAUCAAGAAAGACAAGCAGUGUAUGAUGAUCGCGUAAUCUUGCAAUUGGCAGCUGAUAAGAAUGCAGUCAUCAUAUCCAAUGAUCAAUAUCGUGAUCUUAUGUCGGAAAAUGCUAAAUUUAGAAAACUUAUUGAAACAAGACUACUUCCAUACGUAAUGUCAGGGAACACAUUUCUUCUUCCUGAAGAUCCUUACGGCCCUAAAGGUCCAUCCUUAUCUGAAUGUUUAACAAUAUCAAAUUCAACCAAGGAUUAA